Messenger RNA from Protobothrops mucrosquamatus (brown spotted pit viper), 1675 nucleotides. RefSeq names its product sarcoglycan alpha (gene SGCA). Gene Ontology annotation, molecular function: calcium ion binding. The transcript is spliced from 10 exons. The record is from RefSeq and is a predicted model, not a curated record. The coding region runs from base 11 to 1207 and encodes 398 amino acids. Lineage: Eukaryota; Metazoa; Chordata; Lepidosauria; Squamata; Viperidae. Gene Ontology annotation, cellular component: membrane; sarcoglycan complex.
CACUUGCAAGAUGGCAGGACAGUGCCUAACUGGGAGCUGUUUCCUCGCAGGGGUUAUUUUAAUUGGGAGUUUGGCUGCCAGUCUUCCUAUUCUCCAUCUCCAAGCGGUGGUUGGAGUAAUUUUCACCCAUGAGCUGGACAUAGAGGACUUUAAGGAUACUUUCCCUUUCUCCAUGGAGGACAAUGAAGAACCUGCGUUUGACCCUCCCAUCACUUUCCAUGCCAAUCUUCUGGAUCACCCUGAUUUGCCCCGCUGGCUACGCUACAUUCAACGUACCCCCUUUGACUCGGGAUACCUUUAUGGAUCUCCCACAGCUAAGGACAUGGGCAAGCAGACCAUUGAGGUGAUGGCCUAUAACAGAUAUACAUUUGAGACUGUAAGGCAAAUAAUGGAAAUAUUCAUUUCAUUAUCUCCAGAUGGAGAUAUGCCGUACCAAGCCGACUUCCUUGUGAAGAAUUGGGAUGUUGAGGAAAUGCUUCUGAAUGAUGCCCAAGAACUUUUUCAAGAAGCGGUUGAUAGCAUGUGGGAGCAAGAAGGCUUGACUGUCAUUAAUAUUACCUCAGCAUUAGACCGGGGAGGCCGUGUACCUUUGCCAAUUGAAAACAGGAAAGAAGGGGUUUAUGUCAAAGUGGGGUCCAAGGAUCCAUUCACUACAUGCUUAACAGAGGCAAAGUCACCUGACAAUCUUUACCGAUGCAGAUUGGAGCAACAGCCUAUCAUUACCUGUUACGAUCAUUUCAGUCCUCGAUUCCAAGUUGAUUGGUGUAACCUUACUUUGAUAGACCUUACAACUAUAAAUGACACAGAAAUUGUGCCAGCUAAUGGAGAUGGAGUGCUUGAAGAAGGGACUGAAUUUAAUCCUCCUGAAGAUGCUCCUGAUAGGAUAUUUUUCAGUGAUUUCUUACUUACUUUCCUUCUUCCAUUCCUCUUGGGUUUUCUACUCUUUCUAAUCUUGGCCUACAUCAUGUGCUGUAGACGGGAGGGCGUGCACAAGAGGGACCUGAGCACCUCAGACAUCCAAAUGGUGCAUCAUCACACCAUUCAUGACAAUACAGAGGAACUGAGGCAGAUGGCUGGUACUCGGGAGGUGCCCCGUCCCCUCUCCACUUUGCCCAUGUUUAAUGUCCGUACGGGUGAGAGAACAAAUCCCAUGCAAAGUAACCACUAUGACAGUGCCCAAGUGCCUCUCAUCUUGGCUCAACAAUGAAUAAUUGAUCAGGUCAGUCUGUGCCCAUUUUCACUGAGAAGGGUUUUUCCACCAAAGAUGUUUCUCAAGAUUGAGACAACUGUUGGCAAAGCUUGGCAUGAGAGAUUUGAGUUUGUUGCAGUUUUUUAUGUUGAUAACAGUGAAGCUUGGAAAUGAAUGGUGUAUAUUUAUUCAGUAAUUCUUGGUCUAUGUUUAUAGGGUGGGUUUGAGUCCUUUUGUUGCUACACAUUCAAUGGAUGGGAGAUAUUCGAGGUUAGUAUAGUAAUGCUGUGUGUUAGAGAUGCUUAGCUUUCCCACAAAACUAUAUUUUCUAAACUUCUUGUCAAAAGAAAUCACAGUUAAUAUGUGUCUGGUAUUACACAAUAAAUAAUUUCCCUCUAUCUUCCUGUUGUAACUUGGCAUGAUAAAAGAUAAACUCUUUGUCCUGUAUUUUGCUUUUCUCAGUGAAUAAAUUGGCAAAACCUGGAU